Molecule: messenger RNA, 684 nt
Organism: Chlorella variabilis
Lineage: Eukaryota; Viridiplantae; Chlorophyta; Trebouxiophyceae; Chlorellales; Chlorellaceae
Exons: 4
Cellular component (GO): membrane
Source: RefSeq, a predicted model, not a curated record
AGAUGGGGCAAGGUGUGCUCGGGCGGGUUUGGAGCUGAGGAGGCAUCUGUGGUAUGCCGCGAGCUGGGCCUCUCUGGCGGUCGGGCCUCUGCCACAUUCCCUGCUCGCCCCGGCCUGCCCUUCAUCAUCGGCCGCGUCGCGUGCACCGGCUCUGAGCGCCGUCUGGCAGAGUGCAAGUUCGUGGCCACUGCAGCCUGCGCCACGGGGAAAGCUGCCGGUGUGGUGUGCUCAGAGCCUCCCCCCAUGGGCAUGCGGCUGGUGGAGGGCAAGAGCAGAUACGAGGGUCGUCUGGAGGUCAACUUUGGUGGGCGCUGGGGCACCGUUUGCGACGCGCGCGGCACCUUUUCCCAGGACAUGGCCAGGAUGGUGUGCUACAAGCUGGGCAUGGUUGGGGGUAAGGCACGCAGGGCACCGCGCCCCGGCAAGCUGCCCAUCCUCCUGUCCGGCGUCAAGUGCGAUGCCAGGGCCGCCGACCUGUCUGCCUGCUCCUUCAACACAGCCACCAAGGCCUGCACUCACGCCAUGGAUGUGGGCAUCGAGUGCACACGGGCCGCCAUUGGUCAGGUGCGCCUGGUGGGUGGCAAGUCGACGCUGAAGGGCAGGGUGGAGGUCCGCAUUGGGAGCCGCUGGGGCACCGUGUGCCCCUUCAAUGAGGAGGAGGCGCAAGUCGUGUGCCGCUCCCUC